This is a messenger RNA of Daktulosphaira vitifoliae (grape phylloxera), 1190 nucleotides long. Its product is annotated as cAMP-dependent protein kinase catalytic subunit alpha-like. The transcript has 4 exons. Gene Ontology annotation, cellular component: nucleus; cAMP-dependent protein kinase complex. Bases 1 to 1065 code for a protein of 354 amino acids. The record is from RefSeq and is a predicted model, not a curated record. Gene Ontology annotation, biological process: peptidyl-serine phosphorylation. Lineage: Eukaryota; Metazoa; Arthropoda; Insecta; Hemiptera; Phylloxeridae. Gene Ontology annotation, molecular function: cAMP-dependent protein kinase activity; ATP binding.
AUGGACCAAGAUGACACAUGUUUAAAUAAACCAAAUUCUAUAAAAAGUAUUGAAGAAUAUUUAAAUUGUGCCAAAAAAGUUUUUGAAAGACGUUUAGAAAACGAAAAAAUGAUUAGAACUAAGGCGGACGAGUUUAUUUUACAUAAAACUAUUGGUUUAGGUGCGUUUGGUCGAGUGUUAUUAGUCAAUCACAAUUCUGAUCCAAAUACUUUUUUAGCAAUGAAAGUUAUGAAAAAGGAACAGGUUUUACGUAAAAAUAACGUACAGCAUGUACUAAAUGAAAAACGGUUUUUAGCUGCUAUACGACAUCCGUUUAUUAUGCAUAUGCUUUAUUUUGCCAAAGACCAUUGCAACUUAUAUUUUAUUAUGCCAUUCGCGAUCGGUGGAGAUUUGUUCAGCUUAUUACGAGAGAAAGGCUCAUUGGGCGAAUUUAAUGCUAAGUUUUAUUCAGGGCAGAUGGUGUUGGCUUUGGAAUAUUUACACACGUUAGACAUAAUUUACAGAGAUCUGAAACCAGAAAACAUAUUGAUUGAUGGUAACGGUUAUAUAAAACUGACAGAUCUUGGAUUUUGUAAGCGAGUUGUUAAACGGACUUAUACGAUGUGCGGAACACCACAGUAUUUGGCACCAGAGGUUAUCUUAUUGAAAGGCUAUGGCAAAGCGGUGGAUUGGUGGUCGUUUGGAGUUAUCACUUAUGAAAUGGUUACAGGAAGUCUACCGUUUGACGCGGAUAGCGAUCGAAGGAUGUAUAAAAAAAUCAUUGCUGGUUUUUACAAAAUACCUAAUAACAUAUCGCCUGAUCUCACAGAUUUGAUACAAAACUUGUUACAAACGGAUUUGACUAAGAGAUACGGCAGUUUAAAAAACGGGACUGACGACAUAAAGCAACACCGUUGGUUUAGAACAAUUGAUUGGCUCAUGCUGUUAAACCGUUCAAUUAGAGCACCAUGUGUGCCAAAUUACAGUGGACCUUCAGAUACAAGUAAUUUUGAGAAAUUUUCGGAGGAAAAAAUUUUUGGAACCGUGUGCAAUAAUAAAGAUCACGGAGAAUUUUCAGAUUUUUAGAGACAAAUAUUAAAUAUUUGUCAUGUGUAACAAAAUUACUUAAUGAAUUUUAAAAUAAUAAUAUCCUGAGAUUUUAUAGCAAUUAUUGGCAAAAAAUUAGUAUAUCAGUUGACCUAAAAUGUUUA